Messenger RNA from Bactrocera neohumeralis, 1578 nucleotides. RefSeq lists its product as uncharacterized. The transcript has 3 exons. Lineage: Eukaryota; Metazoa; Arthropoda; Insecta; Diptera; Tephritidae. The record is from RefSeq and is a predicted model, not a curated record. Bases 407 to 1516 code for a protein of 369 amino acids. Gene Ontology annotation, molecular function: zinc ion binding; nucleic acid binding.
UUAGGCCAGCGCCUAAUUUCUUUUUACCACCCCUAGUGAGUAUAUAACAAACCAUUGCCAGUUAGCCGUUAAGAGUUUUCACUCAACGGUUAAUAACUUUCACUCAACUGGCAAUGGUUUCGUUGAAAACUCCCGCGUAGCAAGCGAGCCUGGGAGUCGCGCACUUUCACUUUUUCCUAGCGAUCGAAGCAUUCAAGACGUCGUCCACCGGCCAUCACAACCAGCAUCACCACAAGCACAAACCCAAGCAAGUUUUCAACACCACACCAAUUGGGAUUCACGAGGCGCCACAAACCCAAGCAAGUUUUCAACACCACACCAAUUGGGAUUCACGAGGCGCUGCACACCAGCAAGCAAGUUUUUUAACACAAUACACUUCACACCAACUCAGGCAAAUCUAAGGAAGAUGACGCGCUACAGUGCCUUAAAGAAGACGGCAGCCCUACACCCAAACCGGUACCCGCUCUCUUGCACGCUGUGCAAGGGAAAACAUCCAUUGCGGCUCUGCUCGUCCUUCCGGGCCAAGACACCGGAGGAGCGCCUACGGGAAGCACUCAUAGGCAAAUAUUGUAUAAAUUGCCUUGCGGUCAACCACAAGUCAGCGAAUUGCCCCAGCGACGCACGGUGCCGGCGCUGCAACGAAAAGCACCACACCAUGCUCCACAUCGGGGAAAAUACACGUCGCCGCCCCGCAGUGCCUCAAAAUCAACCAUGGAGCGAACAAAUAAGUUCCGAUGAUGCUCUCUCCAUCGAAGCAUCAGACCCUGGAACGGAGACUAGGCCUCUCCAACCAGAACCGGAGGAGGGAGAACUAAUUGAAACCGGAGCGGAAACACGGCCUUUCCGCCCAUCACAGCGAGGGGAAACGGAAACCCGGACUUUCCGCCCCUUGCUGCAACAUGAACGUCGCGCGCACAAACGCCGUCUGCGCCGUCGCCAAGAGCACAACUCGGCCAGACUGGAGACCAGGUCUCUCCAGAUUCACCGGGCUAGCUCCUUUAGAGCCGGGCUAGCGGAUCGAGCCAGCAUAGCGACUCCUUCCUUGCUGCCAACGACAGCCAUUUUACCAACGGCGGUGGUAAAGAUUGAGGCAAGGGGACGUCUACAUCUGGUCAGGGCUCUGAUAGACGCAUGCGCCCCUACGUCGCUAAUUUCACACGACCUUUUAAAGGAACUGCAACUUGUGCAGACCCAUAUCGGUGGUCAACGCGGCUGCCUCGUAGUACUGCGAGGCAGACAUGGGACGAAUACCCGAAUGUCGACGCAUGUAAGGGUAAUUCAUGGUUAUAUGCGCAUCAGCCCGACCACUACAUUAGACGCGGCCAUAGCAGCCCCAUACACUCACAUCAAACUGGCGGACCCAAACUUCCACAAGUCGUCGCCGAUACGCUUGGUGCUCGGCGCGGAUGUUUACUCCCGCAUUAUGACCCAACAGGUCAUGUCUCAAACAUUUGGGCAGCUCCUCGCACAGGGCUCCAUAUUCGGCUGGGUGCUUUCGGGUACGGCCCGGUACUAAAUUAAGUCAUUUUAGUAUUUUCUUUUUUAACUUAUUCUAUUGUUUUCUUUUGCAUUCCUAUU